Protobothrops mucrosquamatus (brown spotted pit viper) is the source of this 3004-nucleotide messenger RNA. It is a transcript of the gene SH3BP4, whose product is annotated as SH3 domain binding protein 4. Gene Ontology annotation, cellular component: cytoplasm. The transcript is spliced from 4 exons. NCBI's taxonomy places the organism in Eukaryota, Metazoa, Chordata, Lepidosauria, Squamata, Viperidae. Bases 33 to 2921 code for a protein of 962 amino acids. The record is from RefSeq and is a predicted model, not a curated record. Gene Ontology annotation, molecular function: protein binding.
UCUGAUUUUUAAGAAACAGCACAUACCUUAAGAUGGCAGCCCAGAGGAUUCGUGCUGCUAAUGCCAGUUGCCUCUCACGAUGCAAAUCUGAGGGGAUGCUGAUAGACCUGAAUGAAGAAUUUUCAGAAACCAGUUUGAAUUCUAUCAAAGUGCCUUCUCCUGGUGCCUUGAUGACAGAUAGUUCUACAUCAUUGGGAACUGCAAAGGAAGUUGUAGCUAUUAAAGACUAUUGUCCAAACAACUUUACUACAUUGAAGUUUUCCAAGGGAGAUCAUCUGUAUAUCUUAGAUACCUCAGGAGGUGAGUGGUGGUAUGCACACAAUACCACAGAAAUGGGCUAUAUCCCAUCCUCCUAUGUGCAGCCCAUAAACUAUUGGAACUCGUCAUUAACUGACAGUGGAAUGAUAGACUAUCUCCUUGAAAAUUCUGAUGAAGGAGCAAAAGAGCUGGAUCUGCUUGGAGACUGGUCAGAUGCAAAGUGGAACUUAGCUAAAAACAACCCUUUUUUGAACAGUACUCAAACUACUAACCAUUUUCUGAAUGGAAAUAUGAAAGAAAUGUCAGAAAAAAGCAAAGAAGGUUUUCCCCAAAUCACAAUGGAUUUGUUACUGUUUGAUACAGUGCCGACAUUUACAGGGUCAAAUUCUGCAGCACAUAGCAGUGCAGGUAAUAAUCUUGAUAAAGUGCCAUCAGUGAAUGGAUUUGAUUUUGAGCAACCAAACAGACGAGACAAUCCUUUUUUUAGAAGCAAACGCUCAUACAGUUUAACAGAGCUCUCUAUACUUCAGGCAAAAUCAGAAAGUCCAUCUUCAUCAGGUUUCUUUACUGGAUUGAAAUCUCCUACUCCAGAGCAAUUCCAAACUAGAGAAGAUUUCAGGGUUGCAUGGCUAAGUCAUCGGAAACUAGCAAGAUCAUGCCAUGACUUGGAUCUGCUGGGUCAGAACCCUGGUUGGGGUCAGACACAACCUGUGGAGACCAACAUAGUUUGCAAACUGGAUAGUUCAGGUGGUGCAGUUCAACUUCCAGAUACAAAUAUUAAUAUUCAUGUACCUGAAGGACAUGUGGCUGAUGGAGAUGCACAACAGAUCUCUAUGAAAGCUCUAUUGGAUCCGCCACUGGAGCUCAACAGUGACAAAUGCAGUACCAUAAGUCCUCUGCUAGAAAUUAAACUGAGCAACAUGGAAAUCAGAACACCCAUUAUAUUGGAAAUGAAAAUUUCAGCAGAAGUUAACAAUGACAUUGUGAGCAAGAAUUUAGUAGCGAUAAGGUGCCUUAGGAGUGAUAUGAAGGAAGGCCCAUAUACUCCAAUGGUGCUAAGUUACUGUUAUGGAGGCACAAUCAAAAUUCAGUUGGAGAACCUGGAGCCCUGCAUGUAUAUAGCUGUUGUAGCCCAAGGACAGAACAUUUCAUAUCCUUACACAGUUUGGGAUUAUAUGAGUAAAAAAAUUACAAUUGGGGUCUAUGGUCCAAAACACAUACAUCCUUCAUUUAAAACUGUAGUUGCUGUAUUUGGACAUGACUGUGCCCCAAAAAGUCUUCUAGUGAAUGAAGUUACAUGUCAAGUACACAGUGCAGCACCUGUAAUGCUGCACCUGUGGGGAAAGCACCAGUUCUUCUUAGUAAGGCCACAAGACCUAAAACUUUGUAUGUUUUCAAAUAUGCCUAAUUAUGAGGUGAAAGCCAGUGAUCAGGCAAAAAUGGUGAGAGGAUUCCAAAUGAAGCUUGGCAAAGUCAGUCGCCUCAUUUUCCCUAUCAUAUCACAUGACCCUAAUGAGCUGUCUGAUUUUACUUUAAGAAUACAAGUCAAAGAUGACAAAGAUAUUAUGCUUGCUCAGUUCUGUGUACAGACACCUCAGCCACUUCUUAAAAAUGCUGCUAAGUCCACUGGACAGCGACGGUUUCUGAAAAAAAAUGAAAUUGGGAAAAUAAUUUUGUCUCCUCUUGUGACCACCUGCAAAUAUCCUGUUUUCCAAGAUCGGACUGUAGCUGGUUUAAAAUAUGGCAAAAUGCUGAAAACAGUAGUGAGGCAAAAUAAGAACCAUUAUCUCUUGGAGUAUAAGAAAGGAGACACUAUAGCUUUGCUAAGUGAGGAGAAAAUCAGAUUGAAAGGUCAGCUCUGGACCAAGGAAUGGUACAUUGGAUACUAUCAUGGUAAAAUUGGCCUAGUCCAUAUUAAAAAUGUUUUAAUUAUUGGAAAAGUCAAACCAAAUUAUUUCUUUGGACCUGAGCUUACCACAAGUAUGUUGCUGGAGCAAAUCCUAAGACCUUGCAAAUUUCUGACCUAUAUCUAUGCUUCAGUAAGGACUUUGCUGAUGGAAAAUAUUAGCAGCUGGCGUGCCUUUGCAGAUGCUCUGGGAUAUGGGAACUUGCCACUUGCUUUUUUCUGUCGAGCAGAAUUGGACAGUGAACCAGAAUGUGUUGCUUCUGUGUUGGAGAAAUUGAAAGAGGACUGUAAUAAUUCAGAAAGUAAAGAUAAGAAAUCUUUCCAGAAAGAACUGAUGUCUGCAUUAUUGAAAAUGGACUGUCAAGGCUUGGUUGUCAAGCUAAUUCAGGAUUUUGUUCUUCUGACUACAGCUGUAGAAGUAUCUCAGCGCUGGAGAGAACUUGCUGAGAAAUUGGCUAAAGUUUCUAAGCAACAGAUGGAUGCCUAUGAAGCUCCCCAUCAGGAUAAGAAUGGUGCAGUUGAUAGUGAGGCAAUGUGGAAACCAGCCUAUGAUUUCAUGCUAACAUGGAGUAAUCAGAUGGGAGACAGUUACCGUGAUGUUACCCAAGAGCUGCACAUUGGUCUUGAUAAAAUGAAGAAUCCUAUUACAAAACGUUGGAAACAUCUGACUGGAACACUAAUUUUAGUAAAUUCUUUGGAAAUAUUACGAGCGGCUGCUUUUAGCCCACAGGAAGAAUAUGAUGAUUAUGUCCUCUGAUGGAGAGUUUAGUCUCAUGCAGUCUUGUAUUUGUUAUUAGUUCAAGAAAAAGAGCUUCUGAAUAGCCAAAGUUUGGAGCAUGA